UGGGAGACGGCCUCACGGAUGCCGGGCAACGAGCUGAACGAUGAUGAUGGUGUUGAGAGAAGAAACCAGGGAUAGGGCAUCUCGAAGGUAAGCCUUGGACUUUGAGUGACAUAGUCUCUUGCCAUCUUUCCCUCAUGUUGAAGAGGCAGUAAUGAUGGUCGCCAAACAUCUAUAAGAACCCUCUUCCUGCCUCUGAUUCUACUGAACUUCAAGCAAUCGUCCACUUCAGUUGUUUAUCAAGGUCUUCUUCUCGAAUCACACUCAGAUCAGAAUCAAUCUUCCCAUACCUCCAGCAAUAUCAAACACGUUGAAAAUGCAGCUCAUAAAAACCCUCCUCACUGUCAUGGCUGCUGCCGCUGUCGUGACAGCAGCUCCGGCCUCUACGUCUGUCGAGAAAGGUCUCCAGGCUCGAGGCUGCCCGAACGGAUGGAACGUCUGUGGUACAUGCAACGGCGGAGAUUGCAAAAUAGCACUUACAAACCAUAAAUGCGACAUUGGAAAGUGCACGAAGCAAAGCGGUGGUGGUGAUGGAAAGCUCUGCGGUGCUAUUGAUGUUGAUACCCCUCUGGAGUGUCCUGGUCGUGGUUGAGGUUUCUUUUUCCUAUGCUGAUGAUUUAUGAGUGUGGUGCGAUGGAAUUUAUGUGGAGUUUCAACAACUCCUUUGAGUCUGUCAAGCUGUUUUUGAUAUAAAUGC
Messenger RNA from Aspergillus campestris IBT 28561, 694 nucleotides. RefSeq lists its product as uncharacterized. NCBI's taxonomy places the organism in Eukaryota, Fungi, Ascomycota, Eurotiomycetes, Eurotiales, Aspergillaceae. Bases 314 to 589 code for a protein of 91 amino acids. The transcript is spliced from 4 exons. The record is from RefSeq and is a predicted model, not a curated record.